AUGUCCACCGUGGAUAGUUACAGAGGUGUCAAGGAUCAGCACAGUCAUGAUAAUGAUGAACAUUCGGGCGAAAGCUUCAGCCGGCUGAUGCAGCGCGUCCAUUCAUUAGAAGAUCUGCUUAGGAAAUUGCGGUGGGAAAGAAGUGCAGAGACAAAAGAAGAAAUGGCGCAUUCACAUUUACAGUCAGAUGGGUUUCGGGUGCCUCUUCAUUACCCUAACUAUUCUAAGGCGGACUACGAAUCUAUGGAGGAAUGGAGGCUUGACUUUUUAUUUCAUUACUAUGGCUUGGAUGUCACGGGUGAUGUGGAAUACAAGAGAAAUUAUGCAAUUGGUGCCUUUCUCUGGCCCGAUCAGUGCACCUGA
Messenger RNA from Cryptomeria japonica (Japanese cedar), 363 nucleotides. RefSeq lists its product as uncharacterized. The transcript has a single exon. The record is from RefSeq and is a predicted model, not a curated record. Lineage: Eukaryota; Viridiplantae; Streptophyta; Pinopsida; Cupressales; Cupressaceae. The coding region runs from base 1 to 363 and encodes 120 amino acids.